AUGAUGGCGCGGGAAGCGUCCGCAAGCGUCUCGGACGACGACGCGCGCGCGGGAAGACGCGCGAACGCGUCGACGUCGAGCGAGAGCGAGAGCGAGAGCGAGACGUCGCCGAGAGCGCGCGCGGUGGUGGACGAUGGGUGCUUGGAUUCCGAUGAUUUCGAGACGAGCCUGAAAGCGCUCGAACCGCGCCGACGCAACAUCGACGCGACGAUACGAGCGCAAGAGCGCGCGUGCGUCGAUAUCACGCUCGCCGUGGACGCCAUGCGGGCGUUCUUGACGAACGCGCGCGAUGAUGAAGAGUCGAGCGAAGGCGCGGAGGAGCGGCGAGACGCGCUCGAGGCGGCGGCGCUGACGAAGAGGAUCGUCGCGAUCGCGAUGGAAACGAGAGCGAUCGUGAAUAGGGUGAGGCAAAAGUUGAUUGAGGCUGGGUUCGUGGACGUCGAGGCGUUGACGCCUUACGAUCCAGAGGCGUAG
This is a messenger RNA of Ostreococcus lucimarinus CCE9901, 474 nucleotides long. RefSeq lists its product with no specific name. The record is from RefSeq and is a predicted model, not a curated record. Bases 1 to 474 code for a protein of 157 amino acids. Lineage: Eukaryota; Viridiplantae; Chlorophyta; Mamiellophyceae; Mamiellales; Bathycoccaceae. The transcript has a single exon.